This is a messenger RNA of Diversispora eburnea, 687 nucleotides long. The record is from the annotation of a GenBank genome assembly. NCBI's taxonomy places the organism in Eukaryota, Fungi, Glomeromycota, Glomeromycetes, Diversisporales, Diversisporaceae.
AUGUUUCGGAGCGAAUUAUUCUCUACGUUUGAUUUAGCAAGGUACAAGCUUCUUGCUAUCAAGCGACAAGAAGGAAUCGAAGAAUUUUGUAAAGGAGAACCAAGCAUUUCUGUUAAACACCAUUUAAUCGACGGAAAAAUUGAAGCCUACGAAAUGCCUCUCAACCAUCAUUCACUGGUACAAGGAGAAUUGAUUUAUAUAAUGAGAAGCUGGAGUAAUCAGUUGCUAGCUAUGAGUGAAACAGAUAUUAUCGUAAAUGCGAAUACGCAAGCAGUAAAUUCAACGGGAAACCCGCAUCCAACUCUGGUGGCGGAAAUUGGAAGUACCGAAAGUUUAAAUCAUAUGCAUGAUAGAGUAGCAAGAUAUUUUUCCCAACGUACCACCAUUCAAAUUUAUAUUGCUAUCAAAUUAUUUCCUAAAUGUCGGGGCGAAACUUUUGUGCUUCUUGCAUUGCUUUACUUGCGUAGCAAUCAAAAUCCAACCAUACCUUCAAUUGCAAGUUCUUUCGGAACAGCAAAUCUUCACCCUAGCACACGAACAUAUCUUCAAAAUACUGUACAAGCAACCAUUACUGAUAUUCCGACUGUAUCACUUUUUGAUGAUGUUCCUGGCAAUCCUAGUGGUGUACCCGUUAACUUUCAUAUAGAUCUAUGGACAUUACAAAACCGCUUUUCAGCGGGUCUAUAA